AUGGGGAAUACCCACAGCAUUGCGGGCCAUGACUGCUUUAUGGCAGCAGUCAGCCACAAUCCAGGUCUGGUUGCGUUCAACGGUGAUCCGUUUUUCCACUCACGCGUACCCCCGCUUUACAAUACAAACGUCCCAGUGACCCCUGCGCUGGUGACGUUUCCUGAGACAUCGUCUCAGGUGGCCCAGAUCGUGCAAUGUGCCGCAGCGAAUGGCUACAAAGUACAGGCUCGGAGUGGUGGCCACAGCUACGGCAACCAUGGCAGGUUUCACGCACAUUCUAAUGUCAUCUCUUUCCCAGGUCUCGGUGGUGAAGACGGGGCAGUCGUGGUUGAUCUAAGGAACAUCCAACAUUUCUCGAUGAAUCCCAGAACUCACUGGGCCACUGUGGGGGCAGGCACUAACCUGGGAGACCUUCACACGCGCCUGCAGAAUGCCGGUGGCCGAGCAGUGGCCCAUGGUACCUGUUUAGAUGUUGGAAUGGGCGGUCAUUUCACCAUCGGUGGCCUCGGUAUCAUGUCACGGGAAUGGGGACUCGCUCUGGACCACAUCCAAGAAGCGGAAGUCGUCCUGGCCAACGGUACCAUAGUGAGAGCCAAUCAUGUUCACCACCCAGAGGUUCUUUUUGCAGUCAAGGGCGCCGCAGCUAGUUUCGGCAUCGUCACCGAAUUUGUGCUUCAUACGCAUGCUGUGCCCACACAUGCAGUCCAGUAUUCAUACACAUUCAACGCAGGAAAUACGACUCAGAAGGCACAGGUCUUCAAGGACUGGCAAAAUUUCAUCUUCACCAAGAAUCUCACUCGCAGAGUCUCAAGCGAAUUGGUGGUUUCGGAGCUUGGCAUCAUCUUAUCGGGGAAGUUCUUUGGAUCUCUGUCCGAAUGGAAGUCCUUUGAGAUGCACAAAAAUUUCCCACCGGCUAAUAAGGGAAAUGUAAUCACCUUGACUGAUUGGUUAGGUAUGAUCGGCAGCGAAGCCGAGAACAUCAUCCAGCAGGUCGGUGGUGCCAUCCCGUGUUCGUUUUAUGCCAAGUCCAUGUCCUUCACCGACGAGGACUUCAUCACCGAUGAUGUCGUGGAUAAGCUCUUCGAGUACAUUGACAGUGCCGACAAAGAUACCCUUGCUUGGUUUAUCAUCUUCGAUCUGGAAGCUGGUGCCACCAACGAUCCCCCUGUUAAUGCCACGGCCUAUGCCCACCGUGAGGCUGUUAUGUGGAUGCAGUCCUAUGCAAUCAACCUUUUCGGACCCGUCUCGGACAAGACCAAGACUUUCCUCAAUUCAAUCAACAAUGUCAUCUCCUCAUCUCGUCCCAAUACGUCAUAUGGCGCCUAUCCAGGAUACGUUGACCCGCUCUUACCGGAUGCCCAGCGAUCCUACUGGGGAGCCAACCUCCCUCGGCUGCAGCAGAUCAAAGCUGAGAUUGACCCAUACGACAUAUUUCAUAACCCGCAGAGCGUUCAGCUCACAUAA
Messenger RNA from Penicillium macrosclerotiorum, 1464 nucleotides. RefSeq names its product FAD-dependent oxidoreductase. Gene Ontology annotation, molecular function: oxidoreductase activity; FAD binding. The transcript has 2 exons. The record is from RefSeq and is a predicted model, not a curated record. Lineage: Eukaryota; Fungi; Ascomycota; Eurotiomycetes; Eurotiales; Aspergillaceae. The coding region runs from base 1 to 1464 and encodes 487 amino acids.